This is a messenger RNA of Penicillium maclennaniae, 7203 nucleotides long. Its product is annotated as type II myosin. The coding region runs from base 1 to 7203 and encodes 2400 amino acids. Gene Ontology annotation, cellular component: myosin complex. NCBI's taxonomy places the organism in Eukaryota, Fungi, Ascomycota, Eurotiomycetes, Eurotiales, Aspergillaceae. The transcript is spliced from 5 exons. The record is from RefSeq and is a predicted model, not a curated record. Gene Ontology annotation, molecular function: actin filament binding; cytoskeletal motor activity; ATP binding.
AUGCUUCCCUCACAAUUGAACGGCGCCAACGGCUCGCCAAAGCGAGCAAGCCUCUUUGGCCGCUCCUCACCAUCACCAGUGCCCUCACAGACACGACCAAAGUCUGCCAUUAUUACACCAUCCAAAGGCUUUGAGCUGAGCAAAGGGCACUUGCGCAACUCUUCCGUCUCACAAAUAUCCUCAACGUUAUCUCCGGGAAGCGCAAAUCGUGAGAGAUCCAACUCCGGUCGCAACAAUCCCGCGUCUGGAACCUUUGCACCGAGCUUCAUUAAGUCUGAAGAGCUCAGGCGCGGGGCUGAUCAAAUUCGCGGAUUAGAAGGCGAGAAUGAUUUCUCUGGCAACAAGUAUGUGUGGCUACGGGAUCCCGAAAAAGCGUUUGUCCGUGGUCUGGUCUUGGAAGAAUUAGAAGGAGGCCAGCUGCUUGUGCAGAGUGACGAUGGUGAUCAACGCGAAGUCGAUGCCGACCAGGUCGACAAAGUCAAUCCGGCUAAAUUUGAUAAGGCCGACGACAUGGCUGAAUUGACUCACUUGAAUGAGGCUUCGGUUGUCCACAACCUUCACACCAGAUAUCAGUCAGAUUUGAUCUACACAUACUCCGGCCUGUUCUUGGUAACGAUCAAUCCGUAUUGUCCGCUUCCAAUCUACACCAAUGAGUACGUGAAGAUGUACAAGGGCCGCGGGCGAGAGGAGACUCGACCCCAUAUUUUCGCAAUGGCAGAUGAGGCUUUCCGGAACCUUGUGGAAGAGGGCGAAAACCAGAGCAUUCUUGUAACUGGUGAAUCCGGUGCCGGUAAGACCGAGAAUACGAAGAAGGUCAUUCAGUACCUAGCAGCUGUCGCCACAUCCGAUACCCCAUAUGGUCGAUCAGGCACAAAGAAUCUGUCCAAUCUCUCCCAGCAAAUUCUUCGUGCCAACCCCAUUCUAGAAGCCUUUGGUAAUGCCCAAACGGUGCGAAAUAACAACUCUUCUCGAUUCGGAAAAUUCAUUCGCAUCGAGUUCUCGCGAUCUGGCCAAAUUUGCGGAGCAUGGAUCGACUGGUAUCUCUUGGAGAAAUCGCGCGUCGUGAAGCCGAACGCCACUGAAAGAAAUUACCACAUCUUCUAUCAGCUAUUGCAGGGCGCGGAUAAUAAGACCCGCGAAAAGCUCUUGCUCGACAACAUGCAAAUCGAGGAUUUCGCGUACACACGGGAUGGCAAUGAUUCCAUAGUGGGUGUUUCCGACCAAGAUGAGUGGAACUCUCUGAUUGAGGCUUUCCAUGUUAUGAACUUCUCCGAAGAAGAUCAGCUGUGCAUCUUGCGCACCAUUGCCGCUGUCUUGCAUCUCGGCAAUGUGACCAUUGCAAAGGAGAGUAUUCGCGCGGAUCAGGCCGCCCUUGGUCGCGAUGGGUACGCUAGUGUCGAGAAGGCCUGUCAACUUCUGGGCAUCGCCCCUGAGCCAUUCGUUGAGGGAUUGCUGCACCCACGAGUGAGGGCCGGUCGCGAGUGGGUGAAGAAGGUUCAGACACCGGAGCAAGUACGCCUAGCGCUCGAUGCUCUAUCUAAAGGUAUUUACGAGCGCGGCUUCGGCGAUCUGGUGACACGCAUCAACAACCAGCUUGGUCGCUCGAUGGCUGAUGACAACUAUUUUAUUGGUGUCCUCGAUAUCGCUGGUUUUGAGAUUUUCGACAACAACAGCUUCGAGCAGCUCUGUAUCAACUAUACGAACGAGAAACUCCAGCAAUUCUUCAACCACCACAUGUUUGUCCUUGAACAAGAGGAAUACGCCAGAGAGCAAAUUGAGUGGCAGUUCAUUGAUUUCGGCAAGGAUUUGCAACCGACAAUCGAUUUAAUUGAGUUAACCAACCCAAUCGGUAUUUUCUCCUGUCUUGACGAAGACUGUGUGAUGCCCAAGGCUACAGACAAGACUUUCACGGAAAAGUUGCACUCACUUUGGGACCGCAAGACUCCCAAGUAUCGCGCUGCUCGUCUCAAUCAAGGCUUUGUCUUGACCCAUUAUGCCGCUGAAGUCGAAUACACCACCCACGACUGGUUGGAGAAGAACAAGGAUCCCAUGAACGACAACAUCACGCGUCUCCUGGCUGAUUCUGACCAGAAACAUGUGGCGAGCCUAUUCUCGGAUUGUGCCGAAUCCAGUGAAGGCAGCGAAAAUCCCAGAAAUCGAGUGAAGAAGGGCUUGUUCCGAACCGUCGCACAGAGACACAAGGAGCAGCUUUCAAGCUUGAUGGCCCAGCUCCACUCGACCCAUCCCCAUUUCGUCCGUUGUAUCUUGCCGAAUCACAAGAAGCGCCCGAAGAUGCUGCAUGCGCCUUUGGUGCUUGAUCAGCUCAGAUGUAAUGGUGUUCUUGAAGGAAUUAGAAUCGCUCGAACUGGAUUCCCCAAUCGCCUGACCUUCGCUGAGUUCCGCCAGCGAUACGAGGUUCUCUGCAAGCACAUGCCUAAGGGAUAUAUCGAAGGGCAGAGUGCGGCUCAGAUCAUGCUGGAGAAGCUUGCUAUGGAUAAAGCCUGGUACCGUGUUGGCCGUACAAAGGUAUUCUUUAGAGCUGGUGUUCUGGCAGACUUGGAAGAGAAGCGAGACCAGCUUAUCCGCACUAUAAUGAGUCGCUUCCAAUCUGUCGCCCGAGGCUUUAUCCAGCGCCGCAUUUCGAACAAGCGGCUUUAUCGUGCUGAGGCCACCAGAAUUAUCCAACAAAACUUCCACUCCUAUCUUGAACUUAAGAGCAGUCCUUGGUGGCGGAUGUUCUCAAGAAUGAAGCCUCUGCUCGGAGACACACGCACUGCUAAGGAGGUCAAGAAAAGAGAUGAUCAGAUCAAGGCAAUGGAAGCAAAGAUGAAGCAAGAUCUGCUCGACAAGCAAAAGCUUGACGAGGAAAGGCGUCGUGUAGAGCUUGAGAUUCAAAAAAUCCAACACACUUUGGAGAGUGAACGUGCUCUUGCACUUGACAAAGAAGAGAUUUUCAAACGUUUACAAGACCGCGAAGGGGAGCUCACUGAGAAGUUGUCCGAGGCGAUUGCAGAUCAGGAGAAGUUGGAGGAACAGUUGGAUGACUUGAUUGAUGCCAAGAAGACUACAGAUGAACAGCUGCAGCUGCGCAUCACCCAACUUGAAAAGGCUGGUCAAAUCAUCCAAGCUCUGGAAUCCGAGAAGAAUGCCCUGCAAGCUUCGCUGCAAGAUAUUGAGAAGAGACUUGCCGAGGCUGAGGGGCAGUCCAUCGGCAAGAACGGUGAGAUCCAGGAACUCAACCGGGAAGUCAAGAUGCUUCAAAGUCACCUGAGCCUAAAGGACCGCAAGCUCCAAGACCUAGAGGCCAAGCUGUUGAAAACAGACCAAGACCUUGACGUGAAGCUCGCCACCACAUCGAAGGAGCUUGACAAGUCCAAGAAGCAGGUUCGUGAGCUCUCCGACGAGAAUCAGUCAAUUCGUCAACAGAUUAACGAGCUUUCGUCCACUUCAACCGGCUACGAGGAUUUGCUCCGUCGCAAGGAGAGUGAAAUGGCCAUUCUUAGAAAUGACCUGAAGAAGCAUGACGAAGAUAAGAAGUCCUUGGUGGCUGAGAAGACAUCUCUCUCGAGUCGUCAUGACAACAUGCAACAGCGUCUCCGUGAGGUUCAAGCCGAACGAGAUGCCAUGCGGGCAGAAAAGGCCCAAAUGGAGCGAGAAGCGGCUGAUGUUAAGAAAUUGCUGGACGAGAAGCGAUCUGAGGAUGCCGAAGCUGGGGAAAGCCGUCGAAUGCUGGAGCAGCAGGUCCAUGACCUGAAGGACCAAUUGUUCAAGACGGAAGCGGACCUUAGCCGUGAACGUCAGUCAAGAGACGACGUUCAAAUGCUUUCGGAGCACAAUCUCGCCCAGCUGAAUGAGAAGUACACCGCCCUCAAUGACUCCAAAAUCGAGAUCGAGAAAGCUAUGUACAUUCAACAAGACAGCCUGCGCCGAGCCACCGAGGCCCGUGUUGCCGCGGAACAGUCCCGCAAAGAGCUGCAAACUGAGCUGAUUAAGCUUCGCGAGAGGUUUGCUGAUGUUGAGAAUGCCCGCUUGAAUGCUGAAGCAGACAUAGAACGCAAGAUCAAGCAGCAGGCUGAUGAGCACAUCUCCAGCCUGCGGAGCGAUCUUGAUGAAAAGGUGCAGUUGCUUGAGGACAUCGAAGCCGAGCGCUAUCAACUUUCGGUUCGCGUUCAAGAACUUGAGCACGCGAUCUCAGAGUCUGACAAUUUCCGCAUCCGCCAUGAUCAGCACAAGGAACGUCUCGAGAGAGAGCUUGUUACCCUGCGAGGCCGACUGACUGCUUCGGAGAACGACAAUCGAUCGCUUCUGACCAAGAUUCAGCAGAAGAAUUUAGACAUUGCCCGCUCUACCUCGAAAGCUAGUGACAGCAACCGCGUCCGAUUGACGAAUCUUCAGAGAGAGAAGACCAAGCUCGAUGAGGAGAACAAAAAGCUUGAGCGUCAAUUAGGCGAGUCUCAACUUGCAAUCACGUCACUCGAGAAGCAGAAGGAGAAGCUAUUAUUGAGCCUGGAGGAUCUUAAUCAUGAGGUCCAGCGUGAGCACAAGACCAGCCGAAACGCGGAGAAGGCCGCGUCCACUGCCAAUAUCCAGCUCUCGGAAGCGAAUCGCAAUCUCGAAAACGAGCGGCAAUUGCGGGCUCAAGCCCAGGCGAAUACUCGGCAAACUCAAAAUUCGCUUGAUGGCGCUCACAAAGAGAUCGCUGAUCUCCACCGCCAAUUGAUUUUAUUGCACAGAGUCUUCGAGCCUGACGCCUCCGAGCCCACCCAGUCUUGGGAGGCUGUCCAGCCACACUUGUCGAAGCAGGUCGAUUUGGCGCAAAUUUUGGACACCGUACAGCACAAGCUCCAGGUGACGGAAGAGAAGUACGCGCGAGCCGAAAGCCAGCUUGCGGAGAUGCGCCGGCGUCAUACGGAUGAGAUGAAGGAGCUCGAUUCAAGAUACUCGACUUCCAAGCGCGCCCUGCUCGAGGAAAUUGACCAGAACGAAGUGGCCAAUAACCGCACGCCGGCGCACUUCAGGAAAAACUCUGAAAAUGCGGCGAAGAGGUACUCAAACCCGACAACUCCCAACAAGCGGUACAGCAAUCUGCAAGAUGGUGCUCCCGAUUCCACCCGAUCAGACAGAACGGUCGAUACCGUGGGCUACCAAAAGCGCAUGGAUACGGCUGCUGAGAUUGAAGAGCUUCAAAAUAAGCUCCAGAUGACAGAGAUGCAGAACAAGCAUCUUCAAAGUCAGCUCCAAUCCACUCCCAACCGUGAUAUCUGGCAGGACGAGAGUCCUUCCAUCCGUCGGAUGCAGCUCCUUGAGCGUGAAAACGGACGUCUUCACGAUCAGCUGGAUGACUCGGCUAAGAAGGUUUCGUCUCUAGAGCGAAGCAUCCGUUCGGGUCAGUUGUCGCUGCGCGAUGUCCAGGCCAAGUCACACGAGGAGUUGUAUGACCUGAUUAACUCGCAGGAACAGUCCCGCCGUUCUCUGCUCAAGGUUCAUAACGACACCAUCGCUGAAUACAGCGAGGCUAAGUCGCAGUACGAGAAAUUAAAGCGCAGUAAAGCCUCUUUGGAGGUUGAUCUUCGCGACGCUCGCUCUGAAGCUCAAGAACUACAAGCUGGCAGAGAGCACGAUGCAGCUAGUCGCAAUCAGCUUCUCCAGGAAUUCUCCGACUUGCAGAUUCGCCUCGAUGCUGAGACAUCCAGGACUGCCGAUCUUGAGUCCAGUCUUAGCUUGUACAAGAGCCGCUCCGACGACUACUUCAGCAAGCUCGAACAGGCCGAGAUUGCUGUUUUGAAGGCAACUCGCGCUGAGCAAUUUGCGAAGUCUCAAAGUCAAGAAGCCACGGAGACUUGUGCCCAGAUCAUGUCCGAGCGAAAGGAGAUGGAUGCGCUUGUUGAAGACUUGCAACGACAAACCCAGUCUCUUGAAGCUCGCAUGGAAGACCAAGCUGCAGAGCUUCAGGGCGCCCUGCAGGCCAAGCAACGCCUCCAGAACGAGCUUGAAGAUUACCGCAACCAGCGCGCUAUUGACCUCGAGGACAAGGAGACCUCAAUGGAGCAGACAAGACAAAAAUACCAAAGAGAGUUCUCCACUAUUAACAGUGAAUUGGAGAUGGAGCGUGAGCGCUUACUCAAUGUCCGUGGAGAGAACUCUCGUCUACGCGAGGAUCUAGAGAAGCUUCGAAGUAAGUGGGAUAACGAAGUUAUCAACAGUUCCACCUGGGCGAAGGAGAAGGGUCGCAUGGACAUGGUCAUGCAAGACCUUACCAACUCUCGCGACGAAGCUGCUAAGGCCCACAAUGAGGCCCAGAGCAAGGUUGUCUCGCUUCUCUCGCAGGUGCGCACUCUCCGUACAAACGUCGAUGAUGUGACAGCCGAGCGCGACUUGCUUCUCAAGGAUAAGAAGAUGCUCGAGGGUCGAUUGGCCGAGGCCGGCGAGCGUCUGGAAGAUCUUGCUAAAGGAGAGAGUCCUUCGAUGCGGAAUGCUGCCAGCAUGGACCGUGAGCUACUUGAGCUCAAGUCCAAGCUUGCUCAGCAAGAGGACCUGUCUACUGCCGCUGUUGGCAAAAUGCGCCGCGCUGAUGCUCUAGCUACCGAGAUCCAGAAGGAGCUUACUACCGAGCGGGAGACGAAUGCUCAGCUCUUCAAGGACAAAGCCGGACUGGAGAAACAGCUCAAGGAAUUGCAGCUCCGCUGCGUUGAUUUGGAGACAAAGAGCUACUCUUCUGGUAGCCAAGAUGUGCGAUUCUUGCACAAACGCAUCAAGGAGCUUGAAACUCAUCUCGAAGAGCAGGAGAACAAGAACAGUGCCGAGAAGCGCUCUCUACGCAACGUCGAUCGCACCGUCAAGGAUCUCCAAUCCCAGAUCGAUCGACGCGAUAAGGUGAACGCCCAGCUCAAUGACGACGUCAACAAAGCUAGGGAUAAGAUCGAACGACUCCUCCAAAACAUUGACGAGCUUCAGCAAAGCGACACCGAGACUCAGCUGCAAGCUCGCCGUGCUGAGCGAGAGCUACGCGAGGAACGUGAGAAGGCCCUGCGUCUGGAACGCGAGCUUGAAGGGCUGAAAGUAAAGCGAUUUGAGCGAAGUGGCACCCUCACCCGGGCCCCCAUGGCCGCACUGAGCGAUGUGGGCAGCCGACGAGGCAGUGCAGCUUACGGAUCUAAUGAUAUCCCUCAGCGACAACCCAGUAACACCAAAGGGUUCUUGUAA